ACUUCUCGGUCUCGUUCAAAACGUCGUCAUUUUGCGGUCGAUCUUUGCUCGGUCGUUCCGAAAAUCUGCCAAUCGUGAGUGUGCGACCGCGAAAUUCUCCCCUAAAACUCGUUUUCCAACCAAAGUUUUAAGCGUUUUGUAAGUGAUUUGCUAAAUUUUUAUUUGAAACCGGCGGCAUGGGCGGACACGGUCACGGCCACGGACCCCCGUACAAGGUUCCGGACGCGUCCAUCUACAAGGUGGCCGAUUCGCCCGAACUGGUCGAGGUGGAGCGCGCGCUGGCCCGCCGCGGCCUCAAGGACCCGUGGCUACGGAACGAGGUCUGGCGGUACAACCCGACGCACUUUUCGACGCACCGCUCGCGCCUCAUCAACUUCCUGUUCAAGGGAUUCCCGCUUGGCUUUGCGGCGUUUGUGGCCACGAUCGGGGUGGAGUUUGCGCUGGGAAUCGACUACCACGGCCACGGGCACGGUGACCACGGCAGCGGCCACGGCGACGACAAGCAUGGCGGCCAUCAUUAGGUAGGGUUGGUUUUUAUUUUCGGUUCGUUUCUUGCAAAUAAUUUCACAGAAUAAAGAAGCAGUCCACACUUGGAGAGGUGGAGAAUGUUACUGGUAGAGCGAA
Messenger RNA from Culex quinquefasciatus (southern house mosquito), 624 nucleotides. It is a transcript of the gene ND-B12, whose product is annotated as NADH dehydrogenase [ubiquinone] 1 beta subcomplex subunit 3. The coding region runs from base 177 to 521 and encodes 114 amino acids. Gene Ontology annotation, biological process: mitochondrial respiratory chain complex I assembly; electron transport chain. The record is from RefSeq and is a predicted model, not a curated record. NCBI's taxonomy places the organism in Eukaryota, Metazoa, Arthropoda, Insecta, Diptera, Culicidae. Gene Ontology annotation, cellular component: mitochondrion. The transcript has 2 exons.